Athene cunicularia (burrowing owl) is the source of this 2270-nucleotide messenger RNA. RefSeq names its product prostaglandin E receptor 2 (gene PTGER2). Gene Ontology annotation, biological process: adenylate cyclase-activating G protein-coupled receptor signaling pathway; positive regulation of cytosolic calcium ion concentration; inflammatory response. The annotation marks the transcript as partial. Gene Ontology annotation, cellular component: plasma membrane. The record is from RefSeq and is a predicted model, not a curated record. NCBI's taxonomy places the organism in Eukaryota, Metazoa, Chordata, Aves, Strigiformes, Strigidae. Gene Ontology annotation, molecular function: prostaglandin E receptor activity. The transcript has 2 exons.
AGCCCCUUCGUCCUGGCCUCCUAUCACCGCAACCGCACGCUGACCGCCCUGGCUCAAGGAGGACACAUCUGCUUCUACUUCGGCUUCGCCAUGAGCUUCUUCGGCCUCGCCACCAUGCUCAUCCUCUUCGCCAUGGCGCUGGAGCGGUGCCUGGCCCUGGGGCGGCCUUACUUCUACGAGCGCUUUCUCAGCCCCCGCACGGGUUUGGUGGCCCUGCCCGCCAUCUACACCUUCUCCGCCGCCUUCUGCUCCUUGCCGCUGGUGGGCUUCGGGCGCUACGUCCAGUAUUGCCCCGGCACUUGGUGCUUCAUCCAGAUGCACCUGGACUACCUCCAGGACAACGGCGGCAGGAAGGUGUCCGGGUUGGAUGUCACCUUCUCACUUCUCUAUGCCACCCUGCUCCUCUUCCUCAUCCUCUCCGUGCUGCUCUGCAACCUCAGCGUCAUCGUCAACCUGGCCCGCAUGCACCGCCGCGGGCAGAAGACCCGACGGAUGGCCACGCUCGAGCAACCCCGGGCGGCCGGUGGCUGCGGCCGGCGCAUGUUCUCCAUGGCCGAGGAGAUCGACCAUCUCCUUCUCCUCUCCAUCAUGACCAUCACCUUCGUCAUCUGCUCCCUGCCAUUCACGAUCCGUGCCUACGUGAACAAGUUCAGGGAGGAAGAGGACAACCACGACUGGGACCUCCUAGCCCUGAGAUUUCUUUCUAUUAAUUCCAUCGUGGACCCUUGGGUCUUCGCCAUCCUGAGGCCGCCGGUCCUGCGGUUCAUGCGCUCGGCGCUGUGCUGCCAGGUGACCCCCACGAGCCAGGACAGACGGACUCUGUCCCCCGCAAAGACAAAACUGGCAGCACAGCUGGAUCCCUGUGGGCCGUAGCUCCAUCAGCCAGUCCAGGAGACAUCUGUGAGGUGAAGCACGGCCCUGACAGAUGUUCACAGAGCUCUGCCUUAUGGCCCAUAAAGAGACGUAUCUGCUGCAGGGUGGGCCAGGUAUGGGUGACCUGGCCAAGUGUCAUCAUGUGUCUGGGAAGCCCCUGGAAAGCCAGUGAAGUCUCUCAGAGGGCAAAAAAAAAUCCAGUGGGACAAGAUCAGAAGGGCUGAUGAGUACCUGGGUAUCGCUGUCGCCCUCAGAUGGGGCUGCUCCCACCCGGGGAAGGGUGCAGGCUGCGUUCAGCCACGCUGUGGGAGGGUCAGGGGGGUGAAGCAUGGGGGGGGGUUGUGAUAACACUACUGCUGGGGGGGGUGUCGGGGAGCAGAGCUUCCUGCUGGUGUGUUUCCCAGAAAGGUCCCCGCGGUCGUUUUGGGCUGAAGGCAGUGUGCAGGCAGGGGUGUGGGUUGCCACUGUUGCUGCGAGCACCCCUCUCUGCCCCCAGGGUAGGAGAGGGAGGGAGCAGUGUAUCCCCAAAUAUUCCCUAUUAUUUGGUAGGCUGGUUGCCUAAGGAAAUGCACUUUACCAGUCUGUGUGCAUGUGUUUGUCUGUCCGUCCCCCACUCCAGAGAUUUUAGGCUCCGGUGGACGCCAGUCCAGCAUGCCUGAGGGGCACCGGGGCAAAAAAAAAGCCAAAUUGUGGCACUUCCCUUGUGCUGUGAUGGCAGAAAAGCUGCGUGGCCCCUCCUGGGGACCCAGUUUGCGAUUUUCUUUGCCCUGUAGUUUGUGCAGGAACUGACAAGGGGAAUCAAGAGCCUAACCAGGUAAUGAGAGGUUUUGAUCACAGCUCUGCAUUUACCCAUGUCCAGGGUGAUGCUGCUGGUGGGGUUUGGGUUGACACAGAGGAGGGCACGUCCUCUCAGGCUGCCCAGAAAAGUGCCCUCCCGCUGGCCUGGGACAAACCUGCUCAGGGGCUUCACUUCCUUAAAGGUCUUAUUUGAAAAAAAAAAAAAAGUCAAAAAACCCAACAAAACCAUAAAAAACAAGUGCAGAAACAUCCAGGUCCUCAAUCCUGCCCCGUCGGGCAGCGUCCUUCAGCUCUGCUGUUUUGUUUUGUGGGAUGCCUGUUGCUCUUCGGGGCUUGGAGCUGGUCCCCAUCGGGGUAAGGAGCAUCCGACCCUGCGGGGGAGCCGGGUUUGUCCCGAGGCCAUCGCUGCUGUUAGGGGUUGCUGGGGGGGGACGGGUCGCGGCUCCCAUUUGUGCAGCGUCCAACACACACAUUGUCAUUGUGCUAUUUCCAGUGGGGCGUCUCGUUGUCCAUUUGAGAGCUGCAGCUCUGCUCAGAAAGCCCGAAGGUGCCGAGAUUUGGAGCUUUUCUGCGGUUCAUUAGUUGUGGUGAUGUAAAAA